Molecule: messenger RNA, 9354 nt
Organism: Mauremys reevesii (Reeves's turtle)
Lineage: Eukaryota; Metazoa; Chordata; Testudines; Geoemydidae
Gene: VPS37B
Product: VPS37B subunit of ESCRT-I
Exons: 4
Coding region: 85-948 (287 amino acids)
Biological process (GO): protein targeting to vacuole; protein targeting to membrane; ubiquitin-dependent protein catabolic process via the multivesicular body sorting pathway
Cellular component (GO): ESCRT I complex
Source: RefSeq, a predicted model, not a curated record
GCAGCGGCACUUCCGGUUUGGUGCGGCUGCCGGAGCAGGGCCCGGGCGGAGCAGGCGGCGGCUCGGAGGAGCGGAGCGGCCGGGAUGGCGGUGGACACGCGGCUCCUGGAGGGUCUGACCCUGUGUCAGCUCAACGAGCUGCUGGAGGACGAGGAGCAGCUGCAGGGCUUGGCCCUGGGGAUGGACGAGGCCCAAAAUGUUCAGCUUAGCAAGGAAAUGACUCUUGCCAGCAACCGUAGUCUGGCUGAGGGCAAUCUUUUGUACCAACCAAAAUUGGACUCUCUGAAAGCAAGUUUGAACCAGAAAUAUCAGGAGCUGCAGGUUCUUUUUGAAGCAUAUCAGAUCAAGAAAACCAAGCUAGAUAAACAAUCCAGCAGUGCUUCCCUGGAGACACUAUUAGCACUUCUUCAAACAGAGGGGGCGAAGAUUGAAGAAGACACUGAGAAUAUGGCAGAAAAGUUUCUUGAUGGUGAAGUAUCGCUGGAUUCAUUCAUUGAUGAAUACCAGAGCAAACGUAAACUGGCUCACUUGCGACGUGUAAAAAUCGAGAAGCUCCAAGAGAUGGUGCUGAAGGGACAGAGACUUCCACAGGUUCAGCAGCAGCCUCAGCCAAGAGCACCUGAGACAACACCAGCACCUCAAACUUCCUACUCUUCAGAUGCAAACACUCCUCCCUCAGUUAUGCCCCGACGAAUACCACCCCCACCUCCUCCAUCAGUCCCGGCAGGACGCUUCCCCACUCCAUUUACUGCAGCCAUGGAUUCAGGACCAGCUCUUCCUUAUCCAGGAGUUCCAUACCCUCCUCUUCCCCCACGAGUGGGAGUUCAGUCUGCAGGUCAAAUGCCACAGCCAGGAUACCCAUCUCAGUUUGUAUCACAAUUCCCUCCAGCACUGCCCCAAAGACCACCACCUCGUCUUCCACCACAUCCUGGCUUUAUCCUACAGUGAAUACAUCAGUGCGCCUAACUCAUGUAUUGGUGCUUAAAUUUUAGUCCUUUCUCUCUCCCUCUCAGAGACUUAAUAUAGGCAAUGGAAAACCUCUGUGCUUUGCACAAUGGAACACAAAGUUUGGGCUGCAACAUGGGGUUGUGAAAUUGCACUCAGUAAAUAAUCAUUUUCUUUUCUGUUUCUUAAAAUCAGUGACUAUGUAAACUAUUUUUUGUAGGAAGGUGGUGGGGCCGAAUUUUGUAAAUCUGGCAAGUUGUGAAACAAUGCAGUGGAUUUGUUUGCAUUAUAAGUAUGGUCUCAAUACUUCAGUGAUGGUAAAUGAUUUUAAGGAAAAUAAUAUACUUGUCUGACAUGGUAUUGUGUUCUCAUUGCGGCUAGAUUUUAAGCAUGGUUAAUCGUGAGCUAUUUAUAUCUCAAAAGAAUUUUCUGUGCUGUCUGUGCUGGUAUUUGGGUGGUAACCAUUGUAUCUAAAUGCUAAGCAUAAAGCUGCAGUGGAAAUGACCUGCAUUCUUUGAAAUAAACCCAAGGCUCCACAUUGGUGGCCGGGUACACUAACUUUUGUCUCCGAUCCUGCUAAUCAGAAAAUGUUCGGUAGCUUAUUUUGAAAAAUAUUAAUUCUUAAAAUAUUUUUAACUCCUAAAUUUGUUGUUGCUUUGGGUUUUUCACAAUAAAAAUGCACACCUUUCACUUCUGUACAUUGUUAAUUUCCUGAAAGUCCCGGUCUUUUGAAAUAAGUAACCGAAUAUCUUUCUCUAUUAGGUGAUUGAUCCUGGAAGCCAGGUAAAGAAAACUAUUUGUAGUGCCAGUUCAUAUUUUUGUAGAAACUUCACCGUCCACACCCUCUUGAACCUAGUCUCACCAGCCUCCUUCUGUUUUCCCCACUUUCCUGCCUUGCUGUUAGGGUAGCUGCUUACUUUUAGCUUAAUUUGUCCUUCUCAUGCCAUGGGUUUAAGAAGCAAUUUUUUUUACACAAGUGUAACUUUUGAUGUUGUCUUGUGAUUUCAGUACCCACAGUGCUAGGCCUAAAUUUCUCUUAAUCCAGCACUGGGCAGUCAUCUCAUUUGGUGCCCAUUCAGAGUCCACAAACGCGUAUUCUCAACCUCUCUGCUCUGUCUCUUAUUUAGAGGCACUUCUUGCCCCUAGACACCAUCAUCUUCUGUCCUGCAGUGUUUGAAAUUCUUUUUCAUCUGAAAUGUACAAUUAACCUUCCCUCCACUAGUCAAAACACUCUAGGAUGGCUGUUUGCAUCUUGCUUAAUUUGUCCUCCCAUUCCCAUGCCAUUUGGGGCAGAAGUGGGAUCGCUACACAAGUUUAGCUUUGAUGUCAUUGUGCGACUCCUGGAACCAGGGCCCUAGGCGCAAGCCCAUGUCUUAAUCAGCCCUGAGCAGCCAUAUUGUUUGAUGACUAAUCAAAAUUCCGCAAACUCAUAUUCCCAGCCUCUCCCAGCCUCAAUCAACCUUUGCCCUUCCACUAAUUAGAACAGUGAUGUAAGAAACCUAGUUCAGAAUCUGCUGCAUCUUGUAUGUGGAGAUAGACUUUUUCAAACCACCAUCUCCACUGUCCGGGAGAGUGUUAGAUUGCUUGGAAGGCUCCAGUGCCUUUUUUCUGAUAAGGGUAAAACAGAUUAUUUAUUUGAUUUCUCCCCCUCGCCCCCCAUUCUAUGUAAACCCUCUGACUCCCAAUUAGUUAUUUCCCCCCUGAAGUUUGAUCGUUACUAAUAAUAAAUAAUCUCAUAACAGGAAACCCUCUGGUCUGAAAAUAGGACUACAUGGCUAACUCUCCCAUUUGAAGAUCAGAGACUGCAGAUGGGUACCUGAAGAAGCUCCCCCUACAUAAAUCUGGAAAGGGGGGGGAAUUUUGUAAACCUAGCAAGCUGUGAAACAAUGUGCAGUGGAUUUGGUUGCAUAAGUAUGGUCUCUCUCUGUAAUCUAGUGGUGGUACAUGAUUUUUUAAAGUGUCUUUUCUUGGUAUUGUGUUGCCAUUGAGGCUUCAUAUAUGCAUGAUUAAUUGUGAACUCUGUCUUUCACUAAGAAUGUCCUGUGCUACCAAUGCUAGGAUCUGGCUAGUAACCAUUGAAUCUGAAUGCUGAGCAUAAAGCCGCUAUAGAACUAAUAAACCCAGGUCUAGAGCUACCAGAUUGAUAGAUGGGUACAAAACCGCUAAACGGACACUCAGAUUAGAUUUGCUAAAGCUUUGUAAAAAUAACCAGGUAGAUUUUAUGCUUAUCAAUUGCCAACUUAUUUUCUGGGUUAAAAAAUUCCCCAGAAACGAUGGCGGGGAUGAGAUAAGCGUAUUUUGAAUUUUGCACUGCAUUUUAUAUACCUAACUCUUUUUCGAAUGGUAUAGCCCAUUAUUGGUAUUACUGAGAAAUAGUCCAAAAUAUUUUUUAUUACUUGUUAAAUUUGUCUGUUUUUAGUACCUUUAAUGAUAACAGGACCAUUCAGGGAUACUUUGUUUAAAAAAAAUACUGUAUUGUGCAAACUAAAUACAGAUUAAUUUGGUGCAAUUUACUGUCUGAAAACAAUGCAUUAUCACAUAUGCAUGUGGCUGAUGUGCCUUAGGAUCAGUACUUGUGAUUAUAAUAUUCUUACUAGAAUGUUAGCGUAUCUUUCAAAUCAAUGGCCAUUGCUUAACCCUUUUGCUGUAGGGAUACUUUCUUUUAUGAAAAUUUUUUCACCUAGUACUUUAGAAUAAGGCAGUAUCUGCUAUUUGUAUGCUUAAUUGCUCUCAGUGGAUGAUUAGUUUGGUUUUUAGACACUGUCACAAUGACUGUUUCAGUUGUUAUAACAGUCUCAAAACUGAACUCCAGAUGUUCAUGGAAAAUGCUUGGCCAUUAAUGAGUAUUGGUGUACGUGCAAACUGCUUUGUAGUUACUUAUGUGCUUACUUGAUGGCAAUGUUUGGGGGGUGGAGGAAGAAGAGAGCUUUGGAAAGCUUUUUGAGUCUUAUUUUCAGAAACACAAAUUAUAUCACACUAAUCUGGCUGGGUAGGGUAAGAGAUGCAGGGGCUAUUUCAUGCCUCCCACCCUCCGACACUGUUUCCAACUCAUCUGUUAUAGUUAGAGUAAAUUGUGCUAUAGAUAGGAUGUUUAGAACCAUUUGAAUCUGUACUGUAUAUAAUUAAAGUGUUGUUAAAAUGCUAUUGGCAAGUUGGAUCCUAUAUAAGGGGAUGGCUCCAUUCUCUUGCCAAAAUAUUCUUUAAUACACAGUGUGGUUUGAUUUGAAAUGUGUGCUACAAAUGGCAAAUACUUCUAAAAAGAAUCAGAGUUAAGGAAACAUUUUUAUAACAUGAAAGUGGACACUGAGCUCAAAUGGCGAGGUGUAACAUGGUUUUAGAAUGCAGGUAGCAUUUUAAAUGCCCAUUUUGGAUGGUUUAGGCUUCUGCUAACACUUUGUAUGGAACUUUGUAAAUGAUAACUUUAUUUACGUUACCUGUACUGGGUAGUUAGCGUUGAAUAGUAAUAAUUUAAGACAGCUUUCCAGGGCAGCAAAACUUGUCUCCGAGGAGACCAACCAAUCAGUUGUUUAGAAAGGUUGUACUGGCAACCCCCGUGAUACAACAGAGUCACUGUUUAGAGUAAUCUUCCAUCAUGUGACUCCAGGAGGCAGGAUACUUAAUCCAGUCCUGGCUAGCUAUAUCAUUUGGUGCCCAAUUAAAGCACCACAACCUCAUAUUCCCAAUCCCUCCUGAACCUGCCCACUCCAAACUGGAUCAAUGAUAUAGAAGCAGAGUCCAAAAUGUGUCUGCCUUGCUCUCCUCUCUUGUCUAGGGGUUUCUGUGUUCCGUCCCUCAUCUCCCAGUGUCCUGAAGCUUCUGUAAUUUCUCUUUGGCUGGAAUGAUUCAUGAGCUGUCUUCCUCUAACAGUGGUAAUAGAACUUUUUAGAAUAAUAGAAUAUAGAACAUAAAAUAACUUGUUUUUCUAUCCAAACCAUGAUUUUUCAAUAGGCUGUUUUCCUCCUAACCCUUGGUAGUUGCUGGCAAUUACUAGGAAAUCUGAUCAGGAAAUCCUUUGGUCUAAAAAUAGGACUUUUGACUAGCCCUCCCCUUAGGAGUUCAGAGGCAGCAGAUUGGUCAAAAUUCUUGGCACCUGAACAGUUCCUUAGAUAAGCCUGGAGAGCGCUAAUAGAGGGGUAAUUUUAUAAGUUGUGAAACACUGUGCAGUAGUUUUGUUUGCACAAUAAGUAUGGUCUCUCUAAUCUAGUGAUGAUGCAUGAUUUUAAUAAACUAGCAUAUUUGUCUGUCUUAGUAUUACGUUCCCAUUGCAGCCUGAUUUAAGCAUGGUUAAUUGUAAACCAUUUGUCUCAAAAGAAUGUUCUGUUCCAUCCGUUGGUAUUUGAUGUGUGGUAACUAUAUUUGAAUGGUAAGCAUAAAUCUGCAAUGGAAGUGUGUAUUGCUUGAAAAACUAACCUCAGGUCUAGGCCGCAACAUUGAUGGUUGUAUACAGUAAAUUUGCUCUUAGAAUAAGAGGUGCACUAACUCUGAACAGACACUCUUGCAUUAGAUUUUCUAAAGUUUUAGAAAAAGCAGCCAGGUAGAUUUUACCCUUAGCAGGUGUCAACUUACAGAGGAGCUCUUAAGUUUCAGUUUCCUUUGAUUUCAGUUUCCUGCUACUUAAUCUGGCUAUGGGGAUAGAUCUUGCGCAUCCUAGAUACUAAACUUUUGAAGGCUGACAGUGUGUGGAGAAAGGCCUACACAUUGCUCCUGUUUUCAUGCAGAAAAACUUUACACUGAACAUAGUUAAGACAAUAUAAAUAUGGAGAAAUAAGACUCCCAAGUCUACUUAGGCACCUGAGCCAUAGGAAGAGCAGAAGAGACACUUGGGGAUACUCCCCCAAAAUAUCUGCCACUUUAAAAGCAGUAUUAAGCAGAAACUCAGCACAAGUAAACUGAUCACCAGCUAUGGUUAAGAAGUCUUUCCCUUAUAAUACUGUUCCGUUAGCUGCAUCUUGGGGAUGCAAGGAUUGGGGACAGGAUUUGAACACACUUCUUCCUGUGCUGCAGGAAACUGGCAGUGUUGAAAGCUGGGAAUAUAAAAGGCUUUGCUUUCAGUGCCUUUAAAUGAUAUGGCCUGUGGGGGGGAGACGGAAUCAAGAAGUUGCAGUUCCUAAGCACUGGAUUUCUAGGAAGUUGGGACAGUGGCUGCAGUUUGAAGACUGUUAAUAUGUAACUUCUAAAUAAGUCUGUUAAAAGCAUUUACUCUGAGAUCCAAAUAGGCCAUCCAGGAAGUUGCCAAAUGUUUGGUAAGUUGACAGUGAUAUUUAUUCUGCAUGGACAAAUGUUUCUUAUGUGGUAACCUUUAGUGGUGAAAAAUGCCUUAUGUUAACUCCUGGAGGUGGGGGGAGACAAAUUGUUUGCCUAACUCAGGCUGGUCUUUAAAUAUAAGACAAAGGUGUAAUACCAUUAAAACUGAGAUCAGCAUGUCAUUGGCAUACUGGCAACCCUGCGGAUAUUAUAGAGCGUCUGUUUCCAGCUAGCAGUUGUGAUCUAUCAUGAAUGUUCACGGUGGUGAGAAGUUUGUGUGCACACCCUGUUCAGCUCUCUAUAUCCUUUGUCACCAGAAAUUAUUAUAGAUUCACCACUUUUGGUACUAGAUGAUCAAUUAUUUUGGCCUGUGUAAAGAAAACUCCUAGUAUCAACUUCAAAUUCAAAACACCCUCCAGCCCCACACCCUAGUUUAUCCCACCCCAAUCUCGUUUUUUCCCCACACUUGCUGAGGAGGGUUCUGUGUGUUUGCUUAAUUUCUCUAAGUAUGUGGGUUAUAAUAUAUAUUUUCAUGACUUUGGAAGCUCGGAUUUCAUUGUGGUGAUUCAAGGAACUGGAGCCAGAGUCACAAGCCUACAUUUUUAAUCCACCGCUGGGCAGCAUAGCUCAUAUUCUAAACUCCCUCUGACCCCAAAUCUCUCACCAGUGCAGCCUAAAACAAUGACACCUACAAAAAAGCCAGGCCCCAAAUCUUCUCCAUCUCUCAUCUAGAGGCACCUGUUUUUUAAACUACCAUCUCCCAGUUUAGAAGUGGUUGAAAUAAUUUUCCAUUAGGAACGGUCCAGGGACGAUUUUCCCUUAAAGGUCAAAAUAGAAUAUUUUUUCUCUACACAAACCAUAACUCAUCUAGUUGUUUCUCCCCUAGAAUUUUGUAGUGGCUACAUGCUAACAUUAGCAUAAUAGCGUCUAAUCUGGAAGGUAGGCUGUUGGGCUGACUCUGCCUCUAGAAGAUCAAAGGCACCAGAAUGGUCAAAGUUCUUGGUAUCUGAACAGCUCCCUGAAAGCCUGGAAAGUGAUGAGAAGGGAAUUGGUAUCCCUGGCAAGUUGUGAAACAAUGUGUGGUGAAUUUGUUUGCAAGUCUGGUCUCCCAAUACACUAGCUGAUGGUAAAUGAUUUUAAAUAGCGUAGCAGACACUUUUCUUGGUAUUGUGUUCCCAUUAUGGCUUGCUUUCAGCAUGGCUAAUUGUGAACUACUAAUGUUUCAAAAUAAUUUUUUUGGUGAUGCCAUUUGGACGUUAACUGUCAUAUCUGAAUGCAAAGCAUAAAGCUGCGGUGAAAAUGAGCUAGGCCACAAGAGGUGGUGGUUGUGUACAGGAAGUUUAGGGGGGUUGUGUGGUAAAUAUGUCCCUAAUCAGAUUAUCAAAAGCAUAGUAAAAUCAACCAGGUAGAUUGCACACCUAGCAAGUGCCAAUUUAUUUUGAGCUAAGAAAAAUUCUCAGUGAUGGAGGGGAUAAGAAGUGUGGUCUGAAUUUUGAACUGAAGACUACCUACCUACCUUCCAACUAUUUCUAGUAAGAAAUAGUGCAAGUAAAAUACAAGUAAAAUUUUCUAUUAAGAAAUAUUUCAAAAUAUUUUUACUUGUUACAUUUUCCUCUUUUUAAAGUAAUUUGUAUAAUGAUGACAGGACCAUUCAGGGAUACUUUGUCUAAAAAGGCAAACCUGUACUGUGCAAAUUAAAUACAAAUUAAGCUGAUGCAAUUUGCUGUCAGAAAACGAUGCAUUAUCACAUAUGUAUGUGGCUGAUGUGCCUUAAAAAUCACUCUUUGCAAUUGGGCCAGUAAGACUAUGAACUUACCUUUCAAAUCAAUGGCCAUUGCUUAACUCUUUUGAUUAAGGGCCCUAAAAGGCAUCCUUUUUUAUAAAAGAUUUUUCAGCGAGUACUCUAGAAGGUUAAAGGGUGGUAUCUGCUAUUUGUAUGCUUAAUUGCCCUCAAUGGAUGAUGGAUUUUUAAAAAUACACUGUCAGGGAAUCUUGUAUUAAGUCAGUUGUAACAAUCUUGUAACUGAACUCUAGCUGCUUAGGGAAAAUGUUCUUUCAUAAAGUAUGUGUGUGUGUUCAAACUGGUUUGUGGUUACUGAUAUGCUUGACUGUUGGCAGUGUUUGAGGGUGGAGGAGGAAGAGAGCUUUGGAAGGUUGAAUCCUUCUUUCAGAAACCCAGUUGACACUAUACUAAUCUGUCUGGGUGAGAUGAGAAAUGCAGGUGAUAUUUCAGUGUCUCCCAACUGUUUUUGUUAAAAAACGAGUAGUUUCUGUUGUAGAUAGGAUGUUUAGAACUAUACUAAUCUGUACUCUUUAUAAUGAAAGAGAGAUUAAAAUACCAUUGGCAAGUAGGAGCCUAUAUAAAGGGAUGGCUCAAUUCUCUUGUCAAAAUGUUCUUUAAUAUACAGUGGUGUGAUUUUUGUUGUGUGUGUGUGCUACAAAUGGCAAAUGCUUCCUAAAAAUAAUCUACAUUAAGGAAAUGUCUUUAUAACAUAGAGUGGGCACUGAGCUUAAAUUGAGAGGUGUAACUUGAUUUUAGAAUGUAGGUAGCAUUUAAAAUGUGGUUUUGAUGGUUUUUACUUCUGCUGACAUUUGUAUGGAACUUUGUAAAUAGUGACCUUGGUCACUUUACCUGUACUGUGUAGUUAGUGUUUUUUUAAAAAAGAUUAUAAAAGUACUACAGCAAUGAAGAUGGACUUGCCAUGUUUAUCCGUAGGGUUCUUUAAAAAUCUCAUUUGUGUACAUUAUCGUAGUUCUUUGAACAUUCAGCAAAAUGAGCUGUGGAUAGACAAAUGGUGAUGAGUUGUUGUGGUUCUAGUUCUGCGUUAGCCAAAGUGUGUAUUCCUUGGAGGUACUUCCAUCAUGGAACUCGCUGUGUUAAUUGGCUUUGCUCUUCUUGUGAAUAAAUCAUUAGCACUGUUUGUACAUAUGUUGAAAGCAACUUUGAAACUGAAGAACUACCUUCCUCUUUUUGUGCAUAGUGUGACAAGUCCACUACCUAUUCUUUCUCAGACCUUAAAGGAUGAAGUUCAGGAUGGAGUGAAACUGAAGAAAGCUAAGAGGUAUUGGAUUUACCUGACUAGUGCCGAGAACCCAAUAAGUAUAAUUAUGACUAAUCUGUCAACACUACUUAGCAUAUUAAAAUAAUAAACUGGUUUGUAAAUA